AGAAGUAGGAAGGAGGAAGAAGAAACUGUUCCUGCUGAAAAGCACACUCCUCCCGGUCCGACCCCUCCUCUAGGAACAUCAUCAUUUCAUCACAGCUCACUAUGUACAAGGCGGGGAGUGUUUCCAGCGAGGCCACGCCCUCACUCUCUCUCACACACACACAGCUCACACAUACACAGUUCCGCGUCGCCGAGUCCCGCAGAGGUUUCUCUCUCUCCCUCUCUCUCUCCACCAUGUCGGACCAGGCAGCCUUCGACACCAACUUGGUGACCAUGACCCGCUUCGUGAUGGAGGAGGGCCGCCGGGCGAAGGGCACCGGGGAGCUCACCACGCUGCUCAACGCGCUGGGCACGGCGGUGAAGGCCAUCUCCAGCGCCGUGCGCAAAGCCGGCAUCGCGCACCUGUACGGCAUCGCCGGCAGCACCAACGUGACGGGCGACCAGGUGAAGAAACUGGACAUCCUGUCCAACGACCUCAUCAUCAACAUGAUCAAGUCGUCCUUCACCUCCUGCGUCCUGGUGUCCGAGGAGAACGAGGAGGCCAUCAUCAUCGAGCCGGAAACCAGGGGUAAAUACAUCGUGUGCUUCGACCCCCUGGACGGGUCCUCCAACAUCGACUGUCUCGUCUCCAUCGGGACCAUCUUCGCCAUCUACAAGAAGGACUCGGAGGACGAGCCGUGUGAGCGUGACGCCCUGAGGCCCGGCCGGGCCCUGGUGGCGGCCGGCUACGCCCUCUACGGCAGCGCCACCAUGAUGGUGAUCUCCACCGGCCAGGGAGUCAAUGGCUUCAUGCUCGACCCGGCGAUCGGCGAGUUCAUCCUGGUGGAUCGAGACGUGAGGAUCAAGAAGCGAGGAAAGAUCUACAGCCUGAACGAAGGCUACGCUAUGUACUUCGACCCGGCCGUCACCGAGUACCUGCAGAAGAAGAAGUUCCCUCAGGACGGCACGGAGCCAUACGGCGCCCGCUACAUCGGCUCCAUGGUGGCAGACGUCCACCGGACACUGAUGUACGGAGGCAUCUUCUUAUACCCGGGGAACGUGAAGAGCCCCCAAGGAAAGCUGCGUCUGCUAUACGAAGGCAACCCCAUGGCCUUCAUUGUGGAGCAGGCGGGCGGCUUGGCCUCCACCGGCCUCCAGCCUCUCCUGGACAUCCAGCCCGACAGCAUCCACCAGCGGGCGCCCGUGGCCAUGGGCUCCACCGAGGACGUCCUGGAGUACGUCGCCAUCUGCCAGAAGCACGCCAGGAAGAAGUGAGGACGUGAGAAAGAAGGAAUAUACCGGGAAGAAUGAUGGAGGUUUGGAGGUAUGGAGGGAGGUUUCUAUAUGCCAGACCAGCAAUGUCCAUGUCCUGGAAAGAAGAAGCAAAUUACAAACACAUUCCACAGAAAUAACCACCAAAGAAUCAAAAAUGUGCCCAAAAAACACAAAACUAAAAUGCAUUUGAACAUACUAAAACAUUUUUUUCCUUAAUCUUCCUGUUUACAUUCACUUGUGCCUUUUUAAAUAAAUAGAAUAAACAUAUAUUCUAGUUGUGUGAAGGACCAAAUAUGCAACAAAACGUGAUUAUUUUAACAUGUGAACCGCUGCUGUUUGUACUGAAGAAGCCUCAAUAAAUACAAAUGUGUCUCAGAAGA
Pseudoliparis swirei is the source of this 1633-nucleotide messenger RNA. RefSeq names its product fructose-1,6-bisphosphatase 1a (gene fbp1a). The transcript has 7 exons. Bases 102 to 1253 code for a protein of 383 amino acids. Gene Ontology annotation, biological process: fructose 6-phosphate metabolic process; fructose 1,6-bisphosphate metabolic process; gluconeogenesis. Gene Ontology annotation, molecular function: fructose 1,6-bisphosphate 1-phosphatase activity. The record is from RefSeq and is a predicted model, not a curated record. Gene Ontology annotation, cellular component: cytoplasm; cytosol. NCBI's taxonomy places the organism in Eukaryota, Metazoa, Chordata, Actinopteri, Perciformes, Liparidae.